AUGGGCAGGAUUAUAUUCUAUGAGGACAGAAACUUCCAGGGCCGGUCUUAUGAGACCAGCAGCGACUGUGUCGACCUCUCAUCCUACCUGAGCCGCUGUAGCUCCAUCAGGGUGGAGAGCGGCUGCUUUAUGGUCUACGAGCGCCCCAACUUUAUGGGCCACCAGUUCUUCUUGAGGCGGGGAGAGUAUCCUGACUACCAGUACCUGAUGAGCAUGGGCAUGAUGGGAGAGUCAGUUCGAUCCUGCCGCAUAAUCCCUGUGCACAGAGGACCCUUCAGAAUGAGGAUCUACGAGAGAGAGAACUUUGGGGGCCAGAUGCACGAGCUGAUGGAGGACUGCGACUCAAUCCAGGACCGUUUCCACAUGUCUAACUGCCAGUCCUGCCAUGUGAUGGACGGCCACUGGCUCCUGUAUGAGCAGCCGCACUACAGGGGCAGGAUGAUGUACCUGAGGCCUGGGGAGUACAGGAGUCUUAGGGACAUGGGCAUGGGGUCCAUGAGGUUCAUGUCCAUGAGACGUAUCAUGGAUACUUAUUAA
Scleropages formosus (Asian bonytongue) is the source of this 537-nucleotide messenger RNA. Its product is annotated as gamma-crystallin M1-like. Gene Ontology annotation, biological process: visual perception; lens development in camera-type eye. The record is from RefSeq and is a predicted model, not a curated record. Bases 1 to 537 code for a protein of 178 amino acids. Lineage: Eukaryota; Metazoa; Chordata; Actinopteri; Osteoglossiformes; Osteoglossidae. Gene Ontology annotation, molecular function: structural constituent of eye lens. The transcript is spliced from 3 exons.